AUGGCUCGAAGAAAUUUAUAUUGUUUCAUUCUAGGCGACUAUGUUAGGGGUGUUUUUCCGGCUACUAUUAGUGAAGUAACUCACGUCAAAGGUAGUGAUAUCCCAUUUAAAGAUUUUACUGUUGCGUACCUCAAGGACUUAAUCUGGGAGCUGAGAGAAGAUAUUCUUAGUAGCUCUAACGUGGAUCUUUGGAAGGUUGAGAUUGAAGAAACUGAUAAUAUCAUAAAAAAACUUGAAAAUAUUAAAACUGAUAUUCAAGCAGAAUUUGGCGGUGUUAAGUUGUCUAGGAUGACUCAAUCGAUUAAUACAAUUUUCUUAGAUAAUCCUCCAGUGGGCAUCCACAUAAUCGUACAACUGCCCGCCACCACUGGCAAAAGGAAAGCAGAAGAUUCGGACGAGGGAAAUGAGAACCAAGCCAAAAAGGGAAAACUAACACAACUCGAACAGAAAGAUGCGGAAAAGAUAAUAAAUCUUAUUGAUAACUUAAACACGAUCGACACAAAUCAACCAAUAUUCAGAGUGCCACCAUUGCCAGGCGAUAGUGAAUAUACAACUAUAUAUAAUCGACAGUGUUAUCCUUAUUUCCGCGAAUUUAUAUUCAAUGAUAAAGACUUCAAGCGAUAUUUUAUCACCGGAAACCCUGGAAUCGGGAAGACAUAUUUUGGAAGAUUAUUGCUAGUUACGCUUCUUAAGAAAGGAAAGACGGUUCUUAUGGAUCAUAAAGAUUUCACAUUAUAUAUAAAUCCUAAAGAAAAAAUGACGUUUAUAGUGAAUACUGACGAAUACAAACUAUUCGCACAAGAUUCAGAUACGUGGUGUAUAAUCGAUGAGAGGAAACCCCAAAUCAGUCAUGAUUUUAAUGUCGGAAAGCUUAUAAUGGUAUCUUCUCCCAAAAAAGAAUUAAUUAAAGAUUUUGUUAAAGCAUCGAAGUGCAAAAGUAUGUAUAUGCCAGUAUGGGAAAAAGAUGAGGUAUUAGACUAUUGUGAGCUUCUUAAAAUUGAUAGUAUAACAUUAGUGAUGGAAAAGUUCAAGCUAUGUGGUGGAAUAGCAAGGUUGAUUUUUGAUCCUAGUAUGAAUCUGAAAUGCAUUGAAAAGAUUAUUGAGCGUGCAGUUACAUCAAUCGAUUCAAAAAUACUCGAUUAUCAAGGUAAAACUGUGAAUGGUGACGAGCUUACUCACAAAUUAAUACAUAUACACACAAAUCUCCCAUCUGAUGAUGAGGAAGAUCCAUAUACUGAUUCUAUCUACUACUUCGCUUCAGAACACGUUGCAAAUUUUUGUUUGGAAAAAUUAAAAAAGGAUAAUAAUAAGGAAUUGCGCAAAUUUAUGAAUAAUGCAAAAGAUAUAUCGGAAAUGGGAAGUCUCCGCGGACAGUUAUUUGAAAUGAUAUGUCAUGUGAUUCUUCGUAGUGGUAAGGACUUCUCAGUACGUGAACUUCCAAAUGGGCAUGUUGAAACUAAGAACUUUGGAAUCCUAGAAGAGGAUUAUUAUUCUUAUUGUUGA
This is a messenger RNA of Rhizophagus irregularis DAOM 181602=DAOM 197198, 1503 nucleotides long. RefSeq lists its product as uncharacterized. The record is from RefSeq and is a predicted model, not a curated record. Lineage: Eukaryota; Fungi; Glomeromycota; Glomeromycetes; Glomerales; Glomeraceae.